UUAUAUAAGAGUUGCCGGAAAAAGUAGCCGGACGGCCGGCGAAAUGCCGACCGUGAUGUCUACCGCGCACAGCAUGCGCGCAGGCGCGCCCGGCAGGUCCAGCGAGUAUGCAGGCAGCGUCCGCGCGCCCAGUAACGUGCACGCGUGCCCAGUACUCGGCAGUCAGGCCCCAGUCAUGCGCGUAGACGUGCAAGGUGCGCGUCAACACGCCCAGUCGCGUACACCGCAACGCAUCACACGCCCAGCCGCGUGUCCUGCAACGCCAGUACGCACGCCAGCAGCGUACCACGCAUACUGGCCAGUCACUACGCAUGCCAGCCCGCCCAGCAGCAUACUGCCUCGUAGAGAACCAGAUCAUCAAGAGCUCCCUCAGGCCACAGUAGUCGCACACUUUCGCGACUACCAUCCAGAGAAGUUUUCCGGCCAAGGAGAUCCUCGUAUAGUGGACGAAUGGGUUCAGGGCCUUGAAAUGAUUUUCGAGGUCAUGGACUGUCCUGAUCGAUAUCGUAUGUUAUGCGCACAAAUCCAGCUGACCGGUGAUGCUAGACUCUGGUGGAAUGCCUAUUGGAGUAUGUGUCCCGGAGAGAAAGAAGGCUGUACAUGGGAUCAAUUCAAGAGGUUAAUCCGUGGAAAGUACUAUCCUUCGUACUACCGAGCAGACAUAGAGCGCCAGUUUUUGGCACUCCAACAGGGUACUCGUUCUGUCGACGAGUACGAAAGAGAGUUUACCCGACUCGGAUCCUUUGUACCUGAUCUUGUAAGUACAGAGGAGAAGAGAGCUCUUCGUUUUACCGACGGACUUCUCCCAGCAGUCCGCCACAACAUGAGUAGGUCACGGCAUCCAGACCUACGCCCGCACAGUCGCCAUUGCCCAGGAGAUAGAUGCCAAGAUCCGACGAGAAGCCCAUCCGACCUUAGCCCAGCCAGUUGUUCAACCACCAGCCCAGCCCAAUGUUGCCCAACCAUCGAAGAACCAGAAGAAGAGGAAGUUCAGAGGAG
Molecule: messenger RNA, 999 nt
Organism: Striga hermonthica
Lineage: Eukaryota; Viridiplantae; Streptophyta; Magnoliopsida; Lamiales; Orobanchaceae
Source: the annotation of a GenBank genome assembly